AUGAGAGAAGCUUCAGAAGUACUGUUGCUUUUGCACGAAAGUUUUCGAGCUUCAAGGCAUAUACGUGGAUUAUGGCUGUUUGAAAAUCUUGGAAAAAGCUUAUGCGUAGAUAAAACAAAGCACGAGUUUGAUGAAGGUGUAGAACUGGUUGGCAUUAUUGCGAAAGAUGGAGACCCUGUGAGUGAGGGAGAGCAGUUAAGAAUAUGCACAGACACUGUACCUGUUUUUAUCUCAAAAGCAUAUCGGUUGAUCUUCAUUCUUGAUCUCAGUCCAUCAGUCUUCGCUGUUGACGUUUCCAGUGAGACUUUACUGCAUAAAAGACUUCUGGAUAAUCUUGAACGAGCGUUGAUCGGUGUCACAAUGCCUGUAUUUUUUCAAGGUUUAUUGUUGGACUGUAACAAUGUUAAAGAAGCAUUGAGACUUAUACGCGAAAAAUUCGAAAACUUUUCUAAUAAUCUCUGUUCAUUUAUGCAGUCAAGUAUUGGCAUCUAUGACAGAGAUAGGAGAUUGCCUUACCAGAACAGAAAUUCCAAUAUGGCUCAAAAGCACGGUUCGGAAGCACACUCUAAAUCCACUGGAAUGUUAAAUUUACUUGACAAAAAGUUAGUUGGUGAUUUUGGAUAUAUUAAACCUGAAUUCACCUUUUGUUCUAUGCUACGAAUAGGACUUUUGGCGGCUCGAUUACUGCCCGAAAACACUCAGUCGAAUGUUAUUUUGUUAACGGAUGCUAAUGUUGGAAAACCGAAUGAAGAAGCGAUGCAACUGUUAUUGAAUCAACUGCGAAAUUUCACUCUUUCUUGCUCUAUGAAACGGAAUGCGACUGCAGGUUUGGCUUGUGGUGAUUUGACCAAUUCUGAACUGUUCAAUUUUCUCGCGUUUUCUACUUUUGGGAAUUAUUUGGUAGACACUGAAUCUUUUCUCGAUAAGGACUUGCCAUUCGGUAUGAAUAUUUAUCAAAAGUCUUUGUUGUCUUGGUCUUUUCAACGGAAAUAUAUUGGUAAUUCUUUCCUAGAAAAGUUUACUGAAACGUAUAACCCAGAGUUUGCAAAUUUUUGUAAAAGGUAUUAUAUUUUGCUUUUCUUCUAGAU
Enterobius vermicularis (human pinworm) is the source of this 1088-nucleotide messenger RNA. The record is from the annotation of a GenBank genome assembly. NCBI's taxonomy places the organism in Eukaryota, Metazoa, Nematoda, Chromadorea, Rhabditida, Oxyuridae.